CGGGUGUCUGGACAGAGAGAUAGAGAGAGAAGCUGAAGAAGGAAGGGGUUCUGGUUUUUAUUAUCCUAUCCAAAAACUCUGCUCAGUGUUGUUUCUUCCUUCACUAAAGGAUUUUGCAGAAGGGCUUUGGGUAAUGGCGGCUUUGCAGAGCUCCUUCACUGGUCUCUCCAUCUCCUCUACCUCUUUCUUUGGCCAACGCUUCUCUCCUCCUCUGUCCCUUCCUCUGGUUACAUCAACAGAAGGUCCAUGUUUGAUUACAGCAAAGCUUAAGCGAUGGGAGCGGAAAGAGUGCAAGUCAAACAGCCUUCCAGUACUGCACAAAAUGCAUGUGAAGCUAGGCGAUACAGUAAAGGUAAUAUCAGGUCAUGAUAAAGGUAAGAUCGGAGAGAUCACCGAGAUCAUCAAGCACAACAGCAAAGUAGUAGUAAAAGAAGUGAACUUGAAAACCAAACAUGUGAAGAGUCGGAGUGAGGAUGAACCAGGCCAGAUAGUCAAGAUUGAAGCUCCUAUUCACAGCUCAAACGUGAUGCUUUACUCUAAAGAGCAGAAGGUAGCCAGUCGAGUGGGCCAUAAAACGCUUGACAACGGAAAAAGGGUCCGCUACCUCGUAAAAACUGGGGAAAUCAUCGAUAGUGCCGAGAACUGGAAGAAAGCUGUCAAAGAAAAGGAAAAAACAACAGAAGCAGUAGCUGCUGCUUCCUAGGAGAUCACUGGUCUGUAAAUUCUAGUUUGAUUUUGCUAAUUUUGAACCUUCUCUCAUUGAUGUAUUAUGAUUCUGUUAUCACCUUCACCUUUUUUAAAUCAGUAACAGAAGUAUUUAUAUUAA
Molecule: messenger RNA, 826 nt
Organism: Solanum dulcamara
Lineage: Eukaryota; Viridiplantae; Streptophyta; Magnoliopsida; Solanales; Solanaceae
Product: 50S ribosomal protein L24, chloroplastic
Exons: 4
Coding region: 134-703 (189 amino acids)
Biological process (GO): translation
Cellular component (GO): ribosome; mitochondrion
Molecular function (GO): structural constituent of ribosome; RNA binding
Source: RefSeq, a predicted model, not a curated record